Bursaphelenchus okinawaensis is the source of this 1099-nucleotide messenger RNA. NCBI's taxonomy places the organism in Eukaryota, Metazoa, Nematoda, Chromadorea, Rhabditida, Aphelenchoididae. The record is from the annotation of a GenBank genome assembly.
AUGACAGCAGCCAACAAUUAUAUCUGGGAAUACUUCGAAAGGAAUGGCAAGAACGCGACAUGCAGACAUUGUGGCCAAGUCUACGUGGGCUACAAUCACAAUCGGUUAAAGCAACAUCUGCUUAAUGUAAGUGGUCAUUUAUUUUGUCAGAGUGGGUAGAAGGUCAUUCAAGUUAUCAGAGCUGGCUAGAAAGUCGAGCUUUAGAAGUGGAAAGGGGUAGAAAUCAGGGGGAAGUUGAUGCCAAAGAGAAGUGCCGUUAAAAGGUCAGAGCUGUACCUUUCUAACGCUAUAAAUCAUUUUCAGAUCUGCAAGCACGUUCCAGCUGAAAUUCGCAACAAUUUUCUGCGUGAAACGGCCGCCGCCAUAACUUCGAUAAUAUUUGGUCAAAAAGAAGAUGCAGGUCGCGAACCUCCCCCAACAUUGGUCGAAGUCCCCUAUAUCACUAACCAGUUAUCAAAACAAGAAUAUCAAAGCCAAACCUUGCCAAUUAGUGUCGCUUCUUCUCAACCAAGCACGUCGAAGAAUUCUGGAAACGGCGACGUUAAACAAAAAGCUGAUGAAGUGCUGGCUAAGGUAAUAUUGUUGUUUUUGCUAAUUUAAAAGCUUUCUAAUCCUUAAUUGAUAUUAAAAAUGACACAAUUUAUACUUUUAUAAGACUUUUCUUCCCAGAAUUUGAAGUAUAGCUAACAAAUUUUGAUAGAAACUCUUCAAAAAUAGCCAGCCUUUCCGCCAAAAACUAAAACAAAGUCGCUUUCUUAACUUUCCAUUAAAAAACAAAACUUACCUUAUCCUUCCUUUCCAGGCCAUGUUAUCAUCAGGAGUACCCCUCGAAUUUGUUGAAAAUCCAAAAUUCAAGUCCUUCUUGAAGCUCCUGAACCCAUCGUACACCCCACCAGAUGCACAAGAACUGUUAACCCCAAAUGCUAUCAGAGAAGUAAAGAAAACGGGUAAACGCCUGAUUGACUCCGCCCAUCAUGUCACUAUCAAUUCAAUUAUACCUGGCCAGUUCAAUAUUACAGUAUAUUCAGAGGUGAAGCGGGAACUAGAAGACACGGAAAUGUUGUCGGAUUAUGACAGCGGCAGCCGGAAUGGAAGAUGA